AUGGAAACGGUCCCUGAGUCGUUGAAUGUUAUCGAUCCUUUUGGUGUAUUGGAUACACCGCUGGAAGCAAGAACAUACAUGACGGGAAGGCAAUACAUUCAACUCACAUAUCAUUUGGGGGAAAAGCUCGGAAUAAAGAACGUUGACCACUACUUCAAUUUACCAGUGGGUAGUGAAGGUAGUGAAACGGAAGGCACAGCUGUGGAAGCAGAAAUAAGUCCUAAUGAUGACAUUAGUUGCCUACUUGAUCAACUUGUUCAGAACGAGAGCAACAGUGACGAUGUUUCUCAGUCGAAUGUCACGUCCAGUUUCCUUUGCAACCCACCUUUGUGUGUUCACUUUGUACGUGAGGGAGCGAUGAAGGCGAUUGGGAAUCCCAAAUCGCUUCCGACAGUUGCCUGCAAAGCAGUUGGAGAGAAACUUCAAGGACCACCACAUGUGCAUUGCCUUUUCUGCCUGCAAACCGGCGAUACUGGUGCGGAUACGGAUACUAACAGCCAAGGUCAACCCUAUGUACAGGCAGCAGACCUUCGCCAUUGCGUACAGGGUCACUUCACAGAACAUAUGAAUAGGCGUAAUGCAUAUCUAAACUUUUUGGAGGAAGGGGCCGCCACUCUGCCAGAGGCACGGCAGGAGCUUCUUGAAUGUUCUGCGGAUCGUGAGGGGCGGCACACGUGCUUUAUUGCGUCUGCAGGGUCGGCUGCAUGUCCUGUUGUUGUGUCGUACUGCGCGGCAUGUGAUCAAAUGGCGCCACUGGCAACUUUCCUCGAAGAAGAGGAUGAAUGCACAUCAUGUGAGACUGUGGAGCAACGACCGAAUCGUAGUGGAACGAGGAGUGUGGAAACUGUGGAGUUGAUUCUCGCGCGGCUGCUGCUUGCCUGCGAGUUGCGGGUUAUGUUGACGAAGGAACGAGGCGCGGAAGGCUCCGGAAACAUCUCUCUCGUGCAAGAAGAGUCGUACAUAUUUAUUGCAACUCCUUUUCUUUUCGGUGAGGAGGAGGAAGAAUUAUCUGAGGAAUUUGAAACUGGUGCUGAUCUGACACAUAGUAGCGUGAUUCUUCCGGCAGCCACUGUGGUUGAAACCGCAAAAGGACCCUGCCUAUGCUUACUGAAAGAGGAAGGUGAAGAGUUGCUGCAGCUUUUGACUGAAUUGCCACCGUAUCGGAUUAAUCAUGCGGUUGUUGGAUUUGUUAUGCAGUGGCAGAGUGCAUCUGCUGCUGACGAGAGGAUCACAUGGGCUCUUGACCAAGGCAAGAGAAAAGGAUACAAAUUUGGGGUGCAAAGGCGAUUAGUGUAUGUGGAGGAUACAGAUGAGUGGGUUAUUGCGCAUGUGUUACACAAUCCUGAGGUUUCGCCUUCGCACGGCCGCAGUGCCGUCGAUAGCGAGCGCUCGUUCGGCGACGUUCGUACACGUGAAUUGUGCACUAUUACGAAGAUGAUACCGCUAUCACUUAUGGAACAAUUCAUACGUGGCGGACGCGGUGAAGAUGAUGGAGCAAAAAAUAAAUGUGAAGACAGGAGUAUAAGUACCGACGUAGAAGUGGAGGACUGUCCAUAUGGAAUGGAAGCACGGACGAUUAACUACUUUGCUCAGAUGACUGCGCUGGCAAAGGCUAUGAGCUUGGCUACAUCUUUCAUGUGA
Messenger RNA from Trypanosoma brucei brucei TREU927, 1641 nucleotides. RefSeq lists its product as hypothetical. Bases 1 to 1641 code for a protein of 546 amino acids. NCBI's taxonomy places the organism in Eukaryota, Euglenozoa, Kinetoplastea, Trypanosomatida, Trypanosomatidae. The transcript has a single exon. The record is from RefSeq and is a predicted model, not a curated record.